Molecule: messenger RNA, 2397 nt
Organism: Emys orbicularis (European pond turtle)
Lineage: Eukaryota; Metazoa; Chordata; Testudines; Emydidae
Product: disintegrin and metalloproteinase domain-containing protein 9-like
Exons: 22
Coding region: 1-2397 (798 amino acids)
Biological process (GO): proteolysis
Cellular component (GO): plasma membrane
Molecular function (GO): metalloendopeptidase activity
Source: RefSeq, a predicted model, not a curated record
AUGUUAAAAUGCAGCUUACUUUUGUUUGGUUUUGGACUAAUAUUUAUUGGAAAGCCAGUUCGUACAGCAGGUGCAUCCCCUCAUCAGACAUCUAGACUUACAACAUUUGAAAUAAUUACCCCUCGAAGUUUGACAGGCAGGGAGAGACGCCACACAUAUUUACAUGAGGACCAUUCAGAUGAUAAUCGCUCUUAUUCGAUUCAAACUGCAAAUGGAACAUACAUCCUAAAGCUAAAGAAAAAUAAAAAGCUUGUUAGUGAAGAUUUUGUACUAUAUACAUACAGCAAAAAUGGGAAAUUGGAGGCUACCCAUUCAAAAACCAAGACACACUGUUAUUAUCGUGGAGUUGUUGAAGGAGUUGCUGAUUCUAUGCUUGCUCUUAGUACAUGUGAUGGCCUUAGGGGAAUCCUUCACAUUGGUGGCAAACGGUAUGGAAUGGAGCCAGUUGACACAUCAGCUACAUUUGAGCACCUAUUUUAUCCAUUAGAACAUGUUCAGCAAGAUCCUUUUCUGUGUGGUGUGCUGAAUGAUAACCUGCACCAGGAGAAGAGUGUGAAGAAUUUUCUCAGAUAUACAAAUGUUUCACACAGUACUUUCAGCAGGGAAAAGCUUUUUAGGAAAAAACGAGCUGUGCUGCCACAGACAAGCUAUGUGGAGCUAUUUAUGGUUGUUGAUAACAACAGGUAUUUGCAGAAGAAUUCUGAUCCUGUAGCUGUGCAAAAGGAAACCAUUGAGCUGACUAAUUAUGUUGAUGGGAUGUAUGGUGCAUUGAACAUCCAGAUUGUUUUGAUUGGGCUAGAAAUCUGGUCAGAUAAAAAUCACAUAAAUGUAAUGGAUGGUUCAGCUGGCGAUGUACUAAGUAGAUUUGUUUCUUGGAGAGAAAAAAAUCUUCUUAAGCGAUCAAGAAAUGAUGUUAGCCACCUCAUAAUAGGGAGAAGUGCCUAUAGUGGGGCAGUUGGAAUGGCUUUUGUUAGUACAGUCUGUUCUCAAGUCCAUGGAGGGUCCAUCAGCACUCUUAAUGGUAACAAUGUGCUACGUCAUGCCACAGUAGUUGCACAUGAGCUGGGGCAUAAUCUUGGUAUGAAACAUGAUGAUGGAAGGUGCUCCACAUCCUACAUUAUGUACAGUACGGAUAAUGCAUCCAAGAAUUUCAGCACUUGUAGUGCCAAUGAUUUUGAGAAUCUCAUUUUGAAUGGUGGAGGAAACUGUCUUAAAAAUGCUCCAAAACCAAGUGAUAUUUUCACAGAACCUGUCUGUGGCAAUAAUGUGGUGGAUAAGAAUGAAGAAUGCGAUUGUGGCAAACCCCAGGAGUGUACUAAUCCUUGCUGUGAUGCUGCAACCUGCAAACUUAAGUCUGGAUCACAGUGUGCUAUGGGGCUGUGCUGUGAAAAUUGCAAGUUUAAAGUGGCAGGAGUGGAAUGUAGACCAAAAAUGAAUUUCUGUGAUCUACCUGAAUACUGCAAUGGGACAUACCCAUACUGCCCAGAUGAUGUAUAUAUCAUGAAUGGCUACCCAUGUAACAACAUGAAAGAAUAUUGCUAUAGUGGGGUUUGCCAGAAUUUUGAUUCACAGUGUGAAUCCAUCUACGGAAAAGGAGCAAGAAAAGCACCUGAUACUUGUUUCGAAGUAGCCAACAUGAAGGGAGAUAGAUUUGGAAACUGUGGAAUGUCAGGUGGAAUGUACAAUAAAUGUCCCACUGAACAUAGUCUGUGUGGCAAACUUCAGUGUACACCUGUCAGUCUUGAAAAUCUUCCGGCUUCUAGUGUUGUCAGCAAUCAAGGUGGUGUUUCAUGUGUGACUUCUGACUUUGACCUAGGGUCAGAUAUCCCUGAUCCUGCUCAAGUUCAAAAGGGAACUGCUUGUGGAAAAGGAAAGGCCUGUGUAGACUUUAAAUGUGUUAAUGCAAGUGAGCUUGGUUACAACUGCGAUGUAAUGCAGAAGUGUAAUGAUCGUGCUGUGUGUAACAACAACGAGAAUUGUCACUGCAAUCCUGGAUGGGCUCCUCCUUUCUGUGAUAAAUCGGGUUAUGGUGGCAGUAUUGACAGUGGUCCAACUCAUAUAGAUACAUCACUUAGAGAUGGCUUGCUUGUGUUUUUCCUGCUUGUGCUUCCAGUGUUGAUUGCAAUUGUGAUAGCAGUUAUCAAGAGAGAUGCAAUAAAGAGAAGGUUUUGCCGGAAAAGUAGAAGAAGAUACAGGGACAACAAUACACAGCAACCAAAGCAAAAUAAUGGGCCAAACCAGAAUAACGCUAUAAAUAAUCGGCCUGCAACAACAAAUUCUGGGAUUUUUACAAUAUCGCAUUUUCCUGCUCCAAGGCAGCCAAUACAAAAUCAGUUUCCUGCAGCUCCUUCAAGAUCUAAUCAACGACCACCUGUCCCACCUAGACCUGUUGUCUGA